Messenger RNA from Linepithema humile (Argentine ant), 2728 nucleotides. RefSeq names its product araucan (gene ara). Gene Ontology annotation, biological process: neuron differentiation; cell development; regulation of transcription by RNA polymerase II. Gene Ontology annotation, cellular component: nucleus. Gene Ontology annotation, molecular function: RNA polymerase II cis-regulatory region sequence-specific DNA binding; DNA-binding transcription factor activity, RNA polymerase II-specific. The record is from RefSeq and is a predicted model, not a curated record. Lineage: Eukaryota; Metazoa; Arthropoda; Insecta; Hymenoptera; Formicidae.
UGCCCUGAGAGAGCAGGGGACGGACCGAACGAGAGAACGAACGAAUUGACUCUCCAUACCUAACUGCCUCGUGACGCUUCGCUCGCACGCCGUUCCGCCUGCCUGUCUGUCUGUUUGUCUAUCCGAAUGUCCGUCCCGCAUCCACGGUGUCGUCGUCCCGGUACUGUUAUCGUAUCCUCGUGCUACGUCCCGUGCCAGCUGCUUUCAUGACGCGCCGCGCCGCGAGCCGCGAGCUGCUCCGUAUCGCAGCGUGGAGGAGAGCCGUCCUCGGUGUCGCCGCGCGUCGCCGCUGAUCACGUUCUGCCGUGGGCAUCGCAAGCAGGAACUCAGGAUUGAAGUGCGCGAAGAUACGAAAGCGGCGCGAUGACGUCCCGUUGACAAUCGCCGCCGAUUGCAGAGGAAACGUGCGGCAUGAGGCCGACUAAGGCCGAUCAGGACUUCGAAGCAGCCUGAUGGCAGUCUUCGCCGGCGAUCAUUCGUCGCGCUUUCUGUCGUCUAGUUUUUCGCGUGUCGUCGCGAUAUUACUGCGCGUAAAGACCCAGUGAGAGAGAGAGAGAAAGAGAGAGAGAAAGAGAGAGAGAGGGAGGGAGAGAAAGAGCGAGAGAGUGCAGUGCGUGCAGGUGCGGUUGUGUCCCGAUCCUUUUUGGUUCCGCGUAUACUCGGAGAAAAAAAAGGGAGGACUGCACGUCAACGUGCGUAGACUCUAAUCAUGUCAGCGUACGCGCAGUUCGGAUACUCGUAUCCGUCGGCAUCUCAGCUCCUGGUGAGCGGCGGACAGCCGACGACGGCGACGUCGCCGGCGAUGUCGUCGGGGGGCGCGCUGAGCCCGGGCGCCCUGUCGCCUUCGUCAACGGCGACAACGACGACGGUGGCCGGGCCAGCGGGUACCGGCGGCGCCACGACUCCGGUGGGUGGCACCGGACCAGGUUGCUGCGAGAACGGCAGACCCAUGAUGACGGAUCCCGUAACGGGGCAAACGGUGUGCAGCUGCCAGUACGACAGCGCCGCGAGAUUGGCGUUGGGCGCGUAUCCGCGACUACCCACUGCGACCUCCUACUCUUCGUACCCUACGCCGACGCCCUCCACCACUGAUCAGGGGCCUUAUCCUAGCAUCGGCAUGGACAGCUCCGCGUUUUACUCACCAUUGGGUAAUCCGUACGGACUAAAGGACGCGACGGGGAUGGGCAUGACGGCGGACAUGGGUGCUGCCUGGGGCACGGCCGCCCUUCAACCUGCCGCCACGGGUUACUACCCUUACGAUCCAACCCUAGCCGCCUACGGGUACGGCGCAGGCUACGACCUGGCCGCACGGCGGAAGAAUGCCACAAGGGAAUCGACGGCAACCUUGAAGGCUUGGCUGAACGAGCACAAGAAGAACCCGUAUCCAACGAAAGGCGAGAAGAUUAUGCUGGCUAUCAUCACGAAGAUGACGCUGACUCAAGUCUCAACUUGGUUCGCGAAUGCGCGGAGACGUCUCAAAAAGGAGAACAAGAUGACCUGGGAGCCGAAGAACAAGACGGAUGACGAUGACGACGCGGUGCUCACCGAUUCCGAGGAUAAUAAGGAAAAGGACGAUCUCGCGGCGGACAACAGGGGCGACCGUGUCGGCGAGGAGGCGAGACGGAACCUCGAUGAUACCGAGCCAAUGAGACACGUGAAAGCUGAGCUGCUGCAACACGAGAAGGAUCUCGACGAUGAAGACGAUUUGGAUCUCGAGGACGAUCGCCGACGGACCGAGCAUCCUUUUCACCACACGAUGCAGCAUCACCAUCAUCAUCAUCAAGGCUACGGCGAUGAUCAUUUGAAAGAAGAGGGCAUGAAGCCGGAUUGCAGCGGCGGCGGUGUGCCGAUUCCCGCGACAAAACCGAAAAUCUGGUCACUGGCGGACACGGCGGCAUGCAAGACGCCGCCGCCACCCUCGCACCCGCACCAUCAGCAGUAUCAUCAUCUGCAUCAGCAGCAACAUUAUCCGCAACAGCAGCAGCAUCACGUACCGAAUCAAGGGCACCAUCAUCACUCGCAACAGCCGUGGCUCGGUCCGGGUGGCGCGGGGGCUGCCGCCGGUGGCGGCGGUGGGGGCGGCGGGGGCGGCGGAGGCUUAGGAAGUUCGUUCGCUUUGCCUUCGUCGGCGGGAAUGAGUCCGUCGGCGGCGGCAACGGCGCCUUACUCGGGCGCCGCCGCGAGAUACGGUGGUUUCCUAUCGUCCUCGUCCGGCGGUCAGCUCCAUUACAAUCCGAAUUCGUCAGGCUCGAGCUCGAGCGCGUCCUCCUCGGCAGCCGCGGCGGCGGGGUUUCCCGAGGUUGGUACGGACACUCCACCUCAGACACCGCCCAACAUGAAGGUGGCCACGCCGAACGGAGUGAUCCAAGCACCGCCGGGCGGUUACUGUCCUGGUGGUAAUGCGGCCAGCGCCGCGACUAACGGCAAUCCCAAUAAUCCUUAUGGCGCGAAUCAUCCUGGCAGUGGUUAUCUAUCGACGAGCUCGGGCUCGGCCAGCAGCGCGUCGUCCUUCAGCUCGCGAAUGCAGAGCUCGCCACACAAGGAUUUCUCGCCGGUCGGCCAGAACUCUAUUCUCCACCAGCAUCAAACUACUGCCAGCCUGCCACCCACGGAAGCUACCACCGCAUUCAAACCGUUCUACAAAGGUUCGCAAUCAAUGGGUAGCGGCUUCGUGUCGCCCGUCUAAGAGCCCGCACAAAGGUCCAGAACGAUCGUCGUCUUUCUCAAA